GCUUCUGCCACACGCUUGUUUUGGGCUUCAUUUCAUAAGGAAGACAGAACUCCAAUUUUUUUCCCUUCACAUCAGUUCAGACAUCCAAGGAAGAGAAAGCAAGGUCUACAAUGGCAUCAGCUCAAGCCUUGCUCUCCUCAAUGGAGGCCGGAAGGCAGCUCCUUGGUGGGAAGUUGCUUCAGUCGUCUACCUCCUCUAGGACCAUCGGCUCUCAGAGAAAGGCCUCAUUUUUAGUCAGAGCUUCUUCUUCCCCUCCUGCUAGGCAAGGAGCUGACAGGCAGCUAUGGUUUGCUUCCAAACAAUCUCUCUCCUACUUGGAUGGAAGCCUUCCAGGCGACUAUGGGUUCGACCCGUUGGGCCUUUCAGACCCGGAGGGCACGGGCGGGUUCAUUGAGCCCAAAUGGUUGGCUUAUGGAGAGAUUAUCAACGGGCGGUACGCUAUGCUCGGCGCAGCUGGCGCCAUUGCCCCAGAGAUCCUCGGUAAACUCGGCCUCAUCCCAGCUGAGACCGCCCUUCCCUGGUUCAAGACCGGCGUCAUCCCUCCUGCAGGCACCUACAACUAUUGGGCCGACUCGUACACCCUAUUUGUGUUCGAGAUGGCGCUCAUGGGCUUUGCCGAGCACCGCCGGUUUCAGGAUUGGGCCAACCCGGGUUCCAUGGGGAAGCAAUACUUUCUCGGGUUGGAGAAGUUCUUAGGCGGGUCGGGCGACCCGGCUUACCCGGGUGGCCCGAUUUUUAACCCGCUGGGUUUUGGGAAGGAUGAGAAGUCUUUGAAAGAGCUGAAGCUGAAGGAGGUGAAGAAUGGGAGGCUCGCCAUGCUGGCUAUAUUGGGCUAUUUUAUACAGGGAUUGGUGACUGGGGUGGGGCCCUUGCAGAAUCUUCUGGACCAUUUGGCUGACCCGGUCAACAAUAAUGUGUUGACCAGUCUUAAAUUUCACUAGAGAGAGAGAGAGAGAGAGAGGAGCUUAGGAUUGUAUGGUGUGUGCGCCAAAGGAAGCCGCUGCUUUGAUCUAUUUUGGUGUAAAUGAUACAAUUCGCGUGUAAUCUAUUUUGAUUGUAUGCUGCUUGUUUUCUGCAUAAA
Dendrobium catenatum is the source of this 1081-nucleotide messenger RNA. RefSeq names its product chlorophyll a-b binding protein 8, chloroplastic. The transcript has 3 exons. Lineage: Eukaryota; Viridiplantae; Streptophyta; Magnoliopsida; Asparagales; Orchidaceae. The record is from RefSeq and is a predicted model, not a curated record. Gene Ontology annotation, cellular component: plastoglobule; chloroplast thylakoid membrane. Gene Ontology annotation, biological process: photosynthesis, light harvesting in photosystem I; response to light stimulus. The coding region runs from base 111 to 941 and encodes 276 amino acids.